AGACUUCAAAUUGCAGACUCAGUGCAUUAUAUGAUAAAUUUAAUCCAAAGAAAGACUGGAAAUUUGUUCUGAGACACCCUGAUUAUUUUAUCCAGUGCCAUGAUUUUGAGAAUUGCAACCUGUGCCUUUUAAAAGAGGGACAUUUUUGAUACAUGGGGUGCCAUGUAUUGAACAGAGACUGAUAUUGAAUGUCUGCUGCUGUUCUGCAGUAACGAAUCCCCUUAUGAAUGGCUGUGGAAAGUGUAAAGGUUAUUAUCUCGUGUUUGUUUACUUUGUAAAGAUAAGAUUUCAGAGAAAAUCGAAGGGUACUGUCUGAAAUUCCCAGUCACUGCAGUUCCACGGAGAGCAUCGAUCCUUUCCUAGAGGUUGCUGGGUACUCAUUGUCUCCCUGUUCAUUAUAGGCUGCUGCUGAAAUCUCCAAUAUUUCAGUGAGCGUGCCUGAGGGAAGAGGAGCACAAGAGAGGAGAGACAAUUGAACAUCAUCAUUGGCUGAGACCUGGAAAAAUGGUGCUGGAUGAACAGAGGAUUAGAACUUAAUUGUAAAAGGGAAGGGAAGCCUUGACAGGCGAUUUGCUUCAUUUUCACAUUCAUCAUGGCACAAAUCCUCUGGCUGGCUGGUUGAUGGGACUGUCCAACACUUCUCCUUAGUUUCAGUGCAGAUCCCUUCUGCUUACGCAUCGAAAGACCUGGGAACAGGUGGGAACUGGAUGUUGCCAGAUACAGGAAUGGAAAGAGAAAUGGACUCUGACGAGUUAAGAUGGAAGUGACUUGACAGCAACAAGCUCAGCAGUUGUCUCCAAUAAGGACAGGUUGAGACGGGAAUCUCAAGCUUCUCUGGAAGAGCAGUAUGCAGGAAGCUGGUUUUCAGGCCACAAAUGCUUUCACAGAGUGCAAAUUCACCUGCGCCAGUGGUAAAUGCUUGUAUCUUGGUUCACUGAUUUGUAACCAACAGAAUGACUGUGGGGACAACAGUGAUGAAGAGAACUGCCUGCUUGUAACAGAGCAUCCACCUCCAGGCAUCUUCAGCUCUGAACUGGAGUUUGUUCAAAUCAUCAUUAUAAUCGUGGUUAUAACUGUUAUGGUGGUAGUGAUCAUCUGCUUGUUGAACCAUUACAAACUCUCGACACGCUCCUUUAUCAACCGACAGAGCCAAAGCAGAAGACAGGAAGAAACUCUGCAGACGGAGGGGUGCUUGUGGCCUUCAGAAAGCUCGGUUUCACGCCAGGGUGCUUCAGAGAUCAUGUACGCCCCAAGGUCCAGGGACAGGUUUACCACCCCAUCUUUUAUGCAGCGGGACCGUUUCAGUCGCUUCCAGCCCACUUACCCUUACAUGCAGCAUGAGAUUGACCUUCCUCCGACCAUCUCCCUCUCCGACGGCGAGGAGCCACCGCCGUACCAGGGCCCGUGCACCCUGCAGCUCCGGGACCCCGAGCAGCAGAUGGAGCUCAACCGGGAAUCCGUCAGGGCGCCGCCCAACCGAACCAUUUUUGAUAGCGACUUGAUAGACAUCUCCAUGUACAAUGGGGGUCCCUGCCCACCCAGCAGCAAUUCGGGCAUAAGUGCAACCAACUACAGCAGUAAUGGAAGGAUGGAAGGACCACCCCCGACAUACAGCGAGGUCAUGGGGCAUUACCCAGGCUCCUCUUUUUUCCAUCACCAGCACAGCAACAUGCCUCCUUCCUCACAGAGGGGGAGCAGACUUCAGUUUCAGCAGAACAAUUCAGAGAGCACAAUAGUCCCCAGCAAAGGCCAGGACCGGAAACCAGGAAACCUGGUCUAAGUUACCUGCCCAGGUGCGUUUGGACUGAAGACAGGAGAUCCAAGCAGGGCGGCGGAGGAAGACCCCCGUGCUCCGGUGCACAGUGUUGUUACGUUUCACGUGGUACAACUGAGUAAAACCAAACGUGCAAACCAGUUCUUUGUUUCUGAUUCCUUUCAGGGGAAUUGCAUGCAAAGCAGAUUGAAAGAAAUACAAACUUCCAUUCAGUUUGUCUAUGAGCAGUGUUUCAGGGGAAAGGGGGGGGAUAUAUUAUUUUUUUUAAUAAACUAUUUCAAUUAUUUAAUUCUAAAAGUUAACUUAGCACAGAAAUGAGGCUUGUACAGCCUGUUUUAUACUCGCUGAAUGGCAGAAGGAAGAAGGUGGUUUUGCUAGAUAAAUGGGGGAAGAAUUGGCCAGUUUGCUUUUUUUUUUCUCCCAGAGUGUGAAUUCUUUUAAUAUGGAACAAAAUUCCUGUUCUGUGUGCCAAGGUAUAAAGUUGAGAACUUAGAAGAAUGCAAGGAAUUAAUUUGUGUUGUGAUAAAUGUGUUUUAAAAAGUUGCACUAUCUUACUGUUUUAAAAAAAAUAUAUAUGAGGGAACUGUUUUAUGUGAAGUUCUUCUAUAUGUUGUCGUUUCACCUGUGGAAUAAUGAUAGAGCCCUAGAAGUAAUCUGGAGGAGUUUACCCCCUCCCCCUGGGUUUGCUAAAAGAUGGGGACAGGACUUAGCCUAACAUCUCUUGACUUUUACAGUUCAAUAAAUACAGGGACACCUGUCUUUGCAAUAAUUUGCAUUCAAAUAGCAGUGUAUCAAUGAAGUGUCUUGGAGACUUUUGGAUGGAAGAAGGCAAAUACAAAAUCCCAGCAUUUUCCAUCACUUAAUGUUUAGCUAUUUUGCAAUGUAGACUAUUUCUUUCAUAAAUGGCAAAACUACAAUUCCAAGAUGUGUUGGUUUAUAUUGAUUCUAAGUGCUGCCAUUCUUUUCCUUUUCAUACUGCAGUAUCACCAGUACUUACAGUUCUAGAGAUUUUUGUCCUCACUGUAGCCUGAAAUGUAUUUAGUCACAUAUCAUGACAUUAUGCAAUAAAUCGUUUGAAAAUGCAGGGUGGGAAUUUUUUCCCCUGCUCUGCUGUUCAAGACUGUGAGGCUGUUGUGGUUUUCGCUCUCCAUUUCAUCCUUUCAGAUGCUGAAGUUCAGUCCUGGAGGUCUGUCCUGUUGAAGUGAAGGGGGCCCUUGUGGCUAAACCCCACCGUGGUGUUUCUGCAGCAGUACCAAGAGCGCUCGUGGCAGUGGUGCCAGCUCCUGCCACAUCCCUGGCAGGGUCGUGGGAGCACCAGGAGUUCUCCCUGCAAACCAUUUUGCUCUGGUUCCUGUUUCCACAACAGGGGUCCAUGACGUCUGUGUGACGCCAGCAGGACUGUGCUCAUGGGUAAAGGUGACUCAUGUGUUCACCAAGUGUCUGUAAGCCCUGAGUUUUGCGAUACUGGCCUGGAGGGUAGUUGGGAAGUGUUACCUGCCUGAGUCGUGGCAUGUGGCGUGUUUCUCCACUGGCUGUUCCCAUGUGGAAGCACGCGCGGUGCCAGAGCUCAGUUGACAAAAGGUGAUAGUGGCAUCACAAGCACAUGAAAAAGCACAAAUUGCACUUAAAAUGCAUUUUGGAAAUGGACUUAAAAGUAAGAAUCUUUAGAGUCUUAGCUUAAAUAGUUUCUAAUAUAUAGGUGUAUGAGUGUGUCAUAGACCUUUUUGCUUUAAGAUCUUUCACUUCUUUCUGUUUUCCUGAGCCUUGUGCUUGGUGAGUGCCCCAGGGGCACCAAUGCCCUGGUCCCAUGGCUGGAGGCUGGAUUUCUGCAGGACUUCUGUACACGAGGGACUCUGAUAACUGAAGUGCAUCUUUGAUCUAUGCAGAGUUUUAAUGCCAAAACUGUGUGCAUGUGUGUGUGUUUGUGUGUCUGCGUGCUUGUUGUCUUUUGGGCCUCAGUGUAGAUUUGUUUUCUUCAUAAGUUAAUUUGAUUUUAUUCUGGUUUAGAAAACAUUUGUGUAACUGUUAGUCUGAAUACACAGCCCCAUUUGUCUCUAAUUGUUAUUUUGGUCUGAGUCAUGCUGGUAAUGCAGAGUAAAGCUGCCUUUUAUUGUAUGUAUUAAUUGAAGGGAGAGAUACAGAUUGUAUGGUGGGAUUCACUUGGUUUUUUUUCUUCUCAGACCUACGGGACAGGUGUUUAGAAGAUGACUAGGUGGCUUUCAGUCAGCUGGGGCUCUCAUCAUUGUCUGGUUCCUGGGAAUAAAAGAUGUGAAAUUAGAUUUUUGUAAACAACCUACUAACACAAUUCUUAGUUAAAAACAACAAACAAAACCGAACCAGAGGACAAAGCCAGAAAAUGUUGGUUUUGGUCUUCAGUGACUUCUGUCACUUGGGGAGUGAGCCUUUAAGCCAGAAAAUGUGCCUACACAGAUACUGUGCUGUUGCUUAAAAGAGGAUUGUUUAGCCAAGAAGCCUUCAGCUACGAACAGUUGGAACUCAGUUGUCAUGGCACAGCACACCUGAACUUGGCCCUGGGCUUGGGCUGGUCGAAGACCAACUUUCCCCAUGUGCAGAUCUCAGCAAAAUGAGCCUUGAAGUUGCCUUCAAAGUCACCUCUUGGGAACGUUCUUUCUUUAAAAACAGCCCUUUGCCAUCUUUUGCCCUCUCUGCAUGCCAGUGGGUUUAUGUACUUCCCAUUAACAUUGUCCAGUAUACUGUCUCUUUUCUUUGCUGAGAAAAAUUUUCUGCCUGGAAAAUGUAGCCUUUUCCAAUUCUUUAGAAAAGAUUUGUUUAAAAAUAACUUGGUAUUUGCUCACCUAAUAGUUGCAUCUCCUCUUGCAUCUUUUUAUUCUCAUCCUAGAAUCAUAGAAUAAGUUGAGCUAGAAGGAACCCAUUAGGAUCAUUGAAUCCAGCUCCUGUCCCUGCACAGAGCCAUCCCCAGGAGUCACACCAUGUGCCUGAGAGGACUGUCCAAAUGCUUCUUGAACUCUGUCAGGCUUGGUGCUCUGGGGGAGCUGUUCCAGUGCCCACCACCCUCUGGGGGAAGAAUCUUUUUCUAAUACCCAACCUGAACUGCCCCUGGCACAGCUUCCAGCCAUUUCCUUGGAUCCUGUCACCAGUCACCAGAGUGAGGAGAUGAGUGCCUGCCCCUCUUCUUUUCCCCAUGAGGAAGUUGUAACUACACUGAGGUCUCCCCUCGGUCUCCUCUGGGCUGGACAAGGAAAGUAAGCUCAGCCACUCAUCUGGCUUCCCCUUGGGACCCUUCAUCAUCCUCAUGCCCUUCUUUGGACACUCUCUAAUGGCUUAAUGUCAUGCUCUGCUUUCCCAAAUGUAGUGUGCAGACAGUACCUCUGAGCUCUGGGAGUGUAGUGGCUAGUUUACUUGCUGUAGGUGAGCUUGCAAUCUUCUGUGUUGGGGCCUCUUUUAGCAGUAAAUGGACUAUUUUUUAUGGAUAUUAGUACUCUCCAGUGAGAAGGCAGUCAACAGUGUAACAUUGAAAUACUUUGUUUUUCUAUUUUUUCUUCUGUUGACUUGUUGAAUUUGCUCUUGAUAACAGAACAGAAUGGUAAAAGAAAUACCAGAAGUAGAUAUCACUAUCAGUCCUUACAGGCUUAGAAAUUUUGAGCUCUGAAGAUAGGUAAUUCUGUGAAGCAUUUAUAGAAGAUAAGCUUUGAAAAUACUCAGAUUUGAUAGACUGUAUUCCAGAGCCACUCAGUGAAACUUUCUAUAAAUUAUAAAAGAUUUCUGCAAACAUUGUAGCAUUAAUUGUCUAGAUUUUGCCUCCAUACUGAUCUGGUGUAUGUGUCUCAUAUACAAAGCCCACAUAUUAUAUGUGUGGUGUUUUCUAUGUGAUGGAUCAUAUUUGCCUGAAUUCUGGUUGCAUCUUCUGACUCGUGUUCCCAAAAUUCAGUAUAGUGAUGUCCCUACUUUAGAAAUAUUCAGGUUAAAAGAUUAUUUUUUCUUUUAAAUGCAACUUUACGAAGUAAAGUUUUCUGACCUCUGUCCUACUGCAAAGACAGUACAUGUCUUUCCCUUACAUGUCUUUGCAUGGCUCUCUUCUUGAUGCUGAAUAUGCCCCAUCUUUGGUGUUUGUGUGUGAUCUUUCAGGGCUAGAAAAGGCAGGGGGUUUAGCAAAAGGAAAAAACUGGUUUCUCUCCCAGUUUACCAAUGGAGCACUUGGCACUUAUCUCUAAUACUGUACCCAUGUCUAGAACAAUUGUGGUUGGGCUUUUCUCAGUGCUGGACAAGCAGACUGAGUGGGAUGCUGCUUAAAAGAUGUGAGUGAGGGGUAACCAGCCAACAGUGCAGUGUUCAGAUCCCUUUCCUGGCGUGUGUGGCAUGUGCAGAAUUCACAGGAAUUUGCGUAAUAGGAUGUUUUCAUCGGGGGAAUCUAAUUAUGCUGCUCCUGGUCUUGUCACUGAUGAACUCUGCAUGUAGGCCAGUCUUGGACUGGUGGGACUUUAUUAUAGCACCAAUUUUCCUUGGAAGUAUGAAAACUCAAGCAUACGGCCCAUGUACAAGUUCAUGACUGCUAGUGAGGAAGAUGUUUGCAUUCCUGCACCCAUGGAAUCUGCAGGAGCCAUGAGUGAAGCUGUGCUUCAUUUGGCCUUUUUUUACCGCUUGACCACUUCUUACACGAGUUUGUCCCAGCUGGGAGCUGCUUCUGUUAUGCCAAAUCUCUGAAUGUUCUUGUUGCAGAUAUACUUCUUUCCUAAAGUGUCAUUGAGAGUUCUUGUGGUAUUUUUUCCUGUGAAUGGGGUACAGGAAAGGGUAGGGAGCAGAAUUGCAUUGUUUAUUAAGGAAUGCACUUCUUUGCAGUAGAGAAGAAAUCCUUGUCCUGCUGGAGAGCCCCGUGUGGAGGCUGUCUGGAACAGAGCUGUCUGAGACGGUCGUUUCUAACCCUGCUGGGCAGUGAGAUAUUGGACCUUAAAACUGACACUCUAAUCUGUAAGGAAUGUUUUACUGCUUUGGAGAAGAUUGAUUGCUAGCCUUUCUCUGACUCUGUCUCUGAAUGCUCACGGAAGCUAAGGUAACCUGACUUUGUAGGCAAGGAAAAACAAAAUAGUAAGUUGGUGAAAAUAUCGAUACGUCAAAUUUUUUUUGUAUAUUUUCUUUUCCCCAAGGAUAAACAAUAGGUUUGUUGGCACAUUUGAAAGUAUUUAGGAUUAUUCACAGGUUCACUCUGGUCAUUACAGUUAAGUCAUGUCCAUGCACUUACAGACCUGCAUGCAGACUUGUCCCCUUGAUUCUGUCUGUAUUAGUUUCUAUUCCAUGAUCACCUUCCAGAAGUGCUAAAUGGCUCUCAGUAACAAUGGCAGGUCAUUUGUCAAACAACAGGAAGCCUGAGGAAUAUUUACUUUUGCUCCUGUAAAUGUCAUGACCUAUGUUUUUAUCAGUGGGGGCUUUCUUGCUGCACCAGUUCUUGCCUGUGAGCUGGUGCACUUGUGCAUCUUCCAUCCAAGAGCUCUCUCUCCUUUUGGGUGAGCUUUGAAAAAUCUUCAUGCUUUGGGAUAACCCCAAUGCAGACCUCGUGCAUUGAUGUACAGGAAGGAAGUAAUACUUGGUGUACCCUAAAUCUCAUAAGCAUGUUUUUUUCAGACCUAGCUGAUGAUGAGAACCAAGUGAUCCUUUUGUGCAGUGGGUUCAGAUGAAGUCUGGCUUUUGGUUACAUCCUUGCUUUUUAGGUAAAGGUCGUCGCACAUAAUUUAAUUAGACAUAUCUGGUUUCUCUGCACUUUGUUGCCUGCUUGCCAAGCAGUACAAUUACAGCUUUUCUCCUACACUAGCCCCAAAUGUGUCAGUCAUUUCAGUCCCUGGAAAGAGGCAGUCUUACUGAGUUGUCUGAGACCUGUUGAGGCCUUUUAGAACACUGAAUAGUCCCUUCUGAGGAUGUGUUGAACUUAGAGAGGUUUCCCAUCCAAAAACUGGUCAGUAUGUUUCGUUAGGACAUUCAAGUUUAAGGUUUUGAGAGUUUGCUGACUAAUAACGUUGGCAGGAUAUUUUUUGUAGUUAAUAUAUUGUUUGCCAGCCUAUCCUCACUAAUCAGGAUGUAAAUUACCUUCUGAGCCACCUCUGAUUGCAUUUUUGGGCUGGCAAAAGCCCCAUUGAACACACUUGUACCAGCAAAAACAAAAGAGUACUUUUCUUAGUGCAGCUCUGGGGAAUAAACAGAAGCUGCACAUUAAGUUCAUCCUCCAAAACCAACCUGAGACCUGCAUUGCCUCUUCCCAGCAAACUGAAGUGUAGGUGUUUCAAUGAAGUGCUUUGCUGCACUAUUCAGUACCACAGACAUGCAGUGGAGGGGCCUACUGAUGUUUUCUUGAAAUUGUAGUUGGCAUUAAAUGUAUUUCAAGGAUGCUAAUGCUGUUUUGGUAACAACCCAGUACAAUUCUGCUUUUGAAAGGGAAGAUCAAGGACCAUUUUGUGUCACAAACUCUCCUGGCUCUUACUUCUGCCUUGCUGUUGUCUCUUCUGUUUUUAGACUGAACACAAGCAACCCAGGUAUUACUUGCAUUGCUUUCUUGCUAUAAACGAGCUUACCUUUUUAUGUUGAUUAAUGAUAGAAAAACAAAACUGUAACGUAGAUAUACUUCCCCUUCCCUCUGACAGACAUGUGAUUUACUGCCAGAGAUGAUGCUAUUUUCUUUGCUAUAUUGCUGCUGCUGUUUCAAGUGGUUUGGUGUGUGAGCUUUCUGAAACAACAUGGUGUGUGUAGGAUCUCGUGGGUGACAAAGCUGUCUCUUCUCUUCUUCCUUUCUCUCCUUGGUUUGUGCUUGUCUGUCCGCUGUGGUAGGUUUACUAAUAAAUUAAAUACAUCCUUAUUAGAUAUGAUUUUGAGGAGGUUUGCAUGUCUGUAGUUUGUAAGCAACUAAGGUGCCUCAUGUUCAGGUCUGAGCAGAUAGGAAUCCCCUUGCACUCAAGGGCCUGAUCCAAAGCCUGCUGAAGUUGGUAGGAAGACUCUUGCCAACUUCAGGGGGCUUUGCAUCUGGCCUUGCACUCCCACCUUUGUUGUGCCUCACUUAAAAUGGUGCUUUUUCAGUUGUCUCUUUUUUUUCUGUUUUUUUUUUUUUUUUUUUUUUUUNUUUUUUUUUUUUUUUUUCUUUGUAUGGUGCUGUGUAUAACUUGAAUAUAUUAUGCACAUAUCCUACCCAAUGGGUAGAACAAACAAACAUACAGAAACAAAUAGAUGUUGUUAAUACUGUAAGAUAGUGUACAGAUGAUACCAAUUUUAACACAAAAAACGGCAUAGACUUUGUGAAUGCCAAUCUGUGCUUGGUCCUUUUUUUGUAAGAAAGUUUGCAAAUGAACGCAUACAAAUUACAAAAAGUCUAUGUAUUUUAUUUUCCUAUUAAAUAUCAAUAUAAUAUCAUAAGGGAAAAAGGUUAAACAAAUCCUUUUUGACAAGCCUGUGUAUAGCAAUUAGUUGUUCGAUGCAUCUUUGCUGUGAAGAUUUCUUCUUUUUUUUUUUCUUUAAUGUGUCACUUUAAAAAAAGGAAAAAAAAAAACCACAAAGCAAACAAAACCUCCACAGCUUUAACCUUGCAAUUAGAUGCUUCUUGUAUUGGUUGUUGCCUUGCUAUUGCUGAGUUGGAACAGUAUUAGUUACUACUUCUCCAGCAGAUACAUUAUUUAGUACUAUCCUUGAUUACCUUUUUUUUUUUUUAACUUAGAAAUAGGCUAAAACUUUUCAAACCUUUUUAAUCACAUCCUAGAUUUGAAAUGAAGCUCAGACAGGUGGGAACUGAGCCAAACCAUCCCUGCAAAAUCAAAACCAGGCCAAUGAGAGUUCUGUGACAACAGCCAACCUGUGCCCACUACUGGUGCACCAUGCUACCACUACAGACUGUCCUUGGGCUUGGGGUGUGGAUGGGCUCCCUGGUGACUUGUGCUCUUGCAGGGUGGACAGGAAUGGCCCCACCUGGUAGCGAGCUGAAUGCAGGGUUUGAGUGGGAGCUUUGAGUUGGCAGCUCUGCUGCUGUGUUGGCUUCUGAUAGCAAUGGCUUAACCCAGGUUCAUAUUUAAGGUCACAGAGAAAUGCUUAGACCUGUUCAAACCCAAUAGGGGAAGAGGUGUGGGAAGUAAUGUUACACUUCAGCUUCCUGCCAGGCUGCCUUGGCAGUUUGAUUCUCCUCCGGCAUCUCCCUGUGUUUGGCGCUCCCUUCCCGUGCCCCUGCACGCUCUUUGGUAAAGCAAAUACCUCAGGAAAACUCAACAUGAAGUUCUAGUGUAGGGACUUGCAGAUGCUGUACUUAUUUUUCUAAACUCUUUGUUCUAACUAUCCCAGUAGGUGAUAUAAAAGUUUAUCAGUCCGAGACAGACUCGUCCUUUCCCAGAUGGAUACCAACUAAUCUUUCAUAGAUACUCCUGUCUGUAUGUAGCUUUUUUAUACUUGCCAGGCUUUAACCACAGAUGUAAGGUAGCAAGGUGUUGGGAGAUGUUUGAGAUGGUGUUUUGGUUUGGUUUUUCAGAUGACUAGCAAAGCGCUGUGCUAAAACUCAGGGGGCCUUACCCGGGGCCAGUGAAAUCAGUGGUGGGGCUUCCUCUGGUUUGAGUGGGCUUUCGACCCGGUCCAUCACGCUGGAAGAUGGUGCCUUGGGGCACAGUCCUUCACUGCUUCUCUGUCAAUCUGAAGCAUCUACACCUUUGUCUGUAAAUAGCUUUUUAAAAGCCCUCACAGGAGUCCUGUAUCUGAAUGUUACCAUGGUUGUUUCGGCUUUUUUUUUUCUGUUUUGUUUUAAAGAAGUGUGUUAAGUUUUUUAUGGCCAGUUCUGCAUCAUCAUGCCUAUAGGUAGGUUGUAUCAUCACAUCCUUCUAUAUGUUGAGCUGUUCUGUCAGUAAGCAUGUACCAUAGGUAAAUACACAUAUUUUGUGAUUGUCACUUGUUAAUUCAUUUAUUGUUUGUCAGGGCGUGGAGUAAUUGUUUUGGAAGUGUGCCUUGCCUGGCCAUCUUCACAUUUCUGUUUGCACUGCAGUACCACUUCUGUGCAUGAAGGAAGAAAAGCAAACAAAAAACCCCGGGCCUUCACUAGGAAGACUGUACAGAGUAAACCUCCUGCUGGAGGAAUCUAGAGUAGGAUUUAUCAUAACAAAACAUGCAUACUGAGUGGACCAAACAUGAGCAUGACUUCUUUUAGAGGCACUAAUUUGCUUUGAAGCUGCAGUGGAAAGAGCAGACUAUCUGCUAAGUGUAUUCACAGCUGUGUUCAUGCUUUUCCAUUUACCAGAAAGCACAGCAGGCAGCCAAGAUUUUAAAAGGACUAUGAGCAGAAGUUACGAGAGCCUCAGGCAUCAUAGACCUGGACAGCAAAAAUAAUGAUGAUAAUAAAAAUUUUUUAAAAAUCACUUUAGUAUUCUUUAACAAAGCUUUUCUACUCAUAAUAUAAAGACUACAUAAGCGUCGAUAGGGGUUUUAUCUUUGUAUAACUCUCAACUGCCCAAUGCUGCUGUGCUCAGAGCAUUUCAUGACGGUAUAUACAUCAGUCAGGCUGUUACACUCAAAAUUAAUCAUCAAAUGCCUAUUUUUAGAGUGUUACUCUUUCUUUGUUGUUUCUUGCUAGUUAAUUUACAGUGUAAAAUGCUUUAUUGCUGUAUGGAUUUUAAUUUUUUGUAUUUCCAACAUUGUGGCUUUCAAGAUCACAUUUUCAACACAUCUAUUAUUUUUGUCCAUUUUCUUUCAAACUAUUCUGAAAUAUGUACAGCACUAUCAACAAUAUUUAAUCUUUCUUUUAAAAUUUAUUGUUGUAAAACAAAGCUAUUAAAAACAGUAAGUCUUUUUACAACUGUAUUGGAAUUUCUCAAUAGCUGUUCAUGUGAUGCUAUGACAAACCUGGCUUGCUUUACUUUUGGGUUUUUUUAAAUUUUAUUUUCUGUUUAACACAAUUAAUUUGUUGCUUAUUUUCCACCGUAACUCCCAGUUAUAUACAGAAAAAGGUUUCAAAUGUUGUGUAUCUGACUCUUUUAAUUGAGCAAAUGGUGAUGUCCUAGUUUUUAGACCUAAGGUCUGUUUAUUGCAAUACUUUUAAAGGAAGAUGUUGCUCUAAGUGCUGUUGUUAGUUUUAAAUACAGAUUUUAUGCUUGUUCUUAAUAUGCUGUGGUUAAACCAUGGCACAAAAUUAUUAAAAAUUAUUAAAUGCA
Molecule: messenger RNA, 11907 nt
Organism: Lonchura striata (white-rumped munia)
Lineage: Eukaryota; Metazoa; Chordata; Aves; Passeriformes; Estrildidae
Source: RefSeq, a predicted model, not a curated record